This is a messenger RNA of Pelagomonas calceolata, 1086 nucleotides long. NCBI's taxonomy places the organism in Eukaryota, Pelagophyceae, Pelagomonadales, Pelagomonadaceae. The record is from the annotation of a GenBank genome assembly.
GCGACUAGGAGCAAGCCACAGUGUGGCCAGCGCAGCGUGUGCGGCUGCAAUCGGUCACGCUACCGCUGCAUUCAAGUCGCACGUAUACAGAAUCGAUCGCGCGGGAUCGCUUUUGUAAAUCAAAUUGUCUCCGAGAAGCUGCAGUUGUGUGCCAGCACUGCGUGCAGCAGCCUGUGGUGCAGCCUGCAAGGCUCGCGAGCACCAGCUCUAUCAAUGAUGAUUGCACGUCGCCUCGUCGCCGUCGUCGCGACAGCGGCAUCAAUCAGCCUGCAAGGCAUCAAGAAUUUCCGAAGACUGCGCGGCGCGGCGUCAUCCUUACCAGUGUACCGGUGUGCGGCCCUCGACGGCGCGACGCCAGCCGACGUGAUCGCGCUGGCAUCGAUCGAAGGCAAACGCCUCGGUCGUGUUAUUGAUUUGCGCAAUGACGACGAGAUAGGAAAGGGCCGUGCGAACCGGACAGCCGCAGCGACGGACUUCUACCGAUCGAUAGCGGCCGAGGAGCUCCUGAUCAACCGGCCGCUCCUGGGUGAUAUCACUGGAUUCUGGGGUGCGGUCGCCGAUCAGGCACCGCCCCUGCCCAUUCUUCCGCAAAUAGCGAUGCUGUGGUCCUCGAGGCCGCUCGACGAGGCGCUCUCGCGGGCCCUCGAGGACGGGGGACUGGCGAUGCUCUACACGUGCAUCUUGGCGAGUGCUCCUGAAGAGGUGGGCCGCGCCGUCGACGACGUCAUCGCGUGCGCGCUCAGGGACGAAGCUGUCGUCUUCCAUUGCGCCAAGGGGAAGGACCGGACGGGGCUCGUCGCGGCGCUCGUCGAGUCUAUUUGCGAGGUCCCGCGUGCGGAGAUUGUCAACGGCUACGCGGCGUCGGGCGCCUUGCUCGGCGGCGACGACGCGCCGGGGGUCGCCGACGAGCCGCGGCCUCCUUCGAGCGGCGGAGUGGACUGGGGCCGCUUCCGCGGGAGUCCCGCGGCUGCCAUCGAGGCCGCCCUGGACUGGAUCGAUAAAAACCACGGCUCGCCCGCGGCCUACCUUGAGACGUGCGGCGUGGACGCGGCGCGGCAGAAGCAGCUCCGUGACGCGGUGCUUUGA